Astyanax mexicanus (Mexican tetra) is the source of this 1119-nucleotide messenger RNA. RefSeq names its product regulator of cell cycle (gene rgcc). Bases 132 to 518 code for a protein of 128 amino acids. Gene Ontology annotation, biological process: regulation of cell cycle. Lineage: Eukaryota; Metazoa; Chordata; Actinopteri; Characiformes; Acestrorhamphidae. The record is from RefSeq and is a predicted model, not a curated record. The transcript has 5 exons.
UGCUUUUACUGCAGCAGGAGUGCGUAUAGAGCUCAGAGCGGAGAGCGCGCGGGGGCACGAGCGACACUUUUACUGAUUUGGAUCAUUAUUUUGGAAUAGUUCUGGGAUAGACAGCAGCUACCUGACCCAGCAUGAAGUCUCCAAAGAUGAAGUCUCAGAGCAAGUCCUUUCUGGAGGAGGACGAUGACCUGAACGCCGUGCUGUGCGAGUUCGACGCCGUUAUCGAGGACUUCACCUCCCCCAUCGAGAAGAGACACUUCAGAUACGACGAGCACCUCAAGACCAUGAAGAGGAGGAGCAGCGCCAGCGUCAGUGACAGCGGCAUCAGCGACUCAGAGAGUGCAGAAUCACUCAACAGAAACAGCUUCAGCUUCAGCGACGAAAAGCUCAACUCUCCCACUGUCUUCUCCCCGUCACCAACCAGCCCUUUAGCCAUGUCACCCAAACCUAAACUUGGCGACACAAAAGAACUGGAAGACUUCAUCGCUGACCUUGACAAGACAUUAGCAAGCAUGUGAGCUGGAGUCGUAACGGCAGCGGGGUCCAGCCAAAGGUGGCCCCACCACGAGGGACAACAGCCAGGCAGCAGGACACACACUGGACUGCUCUUAGCCUGGACAUGGCAUAGGCUAACAUGUUGAGAGCUUUGAUAUAACUCAAAAAGACUGGAAAAAUAUCUCUUUCUCUCUAUUCUUAUAUCUCUUACACACACCAAUACACACACACGCACACACAGUACAUAUCCACACUGUCAGGACUGGUUUGUUCUCCCUCUGGAAAACUUGAGCUGGAAGAUUAUUUAAAUGGCUUUUUAUAGAACUUUAUUUGUAAUUGUAUAGCGGAGGUUAAUGUAAAUUUACACAGUAAUGCCUUUUUGUGAAUAUAUAUAAAUAUCUAUAUUUUUUGUAUUUGUUUGUAAAUAUGAACUGUUUCAAAGUCUAUUGCCUUGUAAUAAGAAGCUCUUCUGUUUUGGGUGAUGCAUUAUUAAAUGAGUUUAGUAUCAUGAGCUUAACAUGAAUGUGAACUUAAUUUUUAAUUCACUAGAAAAGAACUGGAAAGCAACAUUAAAGUGUAUUUAAUACACAAACCAGAUAAUAAAAUGGACAAACUGUGACUUUA